Pantherophis guttatus is the source of this 2159-nucleotide messenger RNA. RefSeq names its product solute carrier family 25 member 43 (gene SLC25A43). The record is from RefSeq and is a predicted model, not a curated record. NCBI's taxonomy places the organism in Eukaryota, Metazoa, Chordata, Lepidosauria, Squamata, Colubridae. Gene Ontology annotation, biological process: transmembrane transport.
CUCCGGCCCGCCUGCCUGCCUGCCUGCUCGGUCAGCUGGCUGGCUGGCUGACGCCGCCCCCGGCCGCCCUGCCCGGCGGAUCGCGGAGCCCCCGGCGGCCCUCGCCACCUCUUCCACCGUCCCCGGGCGGCGGCUGGCUGGCAUGGUGCGCCAUGGCCACUUGGAAACGCGACGGGCGGCUGACGGCGCUGCAACGGUUGGGUUGCGCCGGGCUGGCCGGGGCGGCGAGCCACAGUUUGACGGCCCCUCUGGAAGUGCUCACCGUGUUGGGCCAAGUCGGGGCGCUGCCCGGGCGGAGAACCGGCCUCUGGCGAGCGGGGAGCAACCUGUGGCGAGCCGAAGGGCCGGGCGCGCUCUGGAAAGGCAACCUGACCGCCUGUUUGCGCCUCCUGCCUUACAGCGCCGUGCAGGUCGCCUCCUACCGUCGAUGGGUGAUGCUCCUGAUGGAUGAUCUGGGUCACAUUUCCCAGUGGAACGCCAUCGUGGCCGGGAGUCUGGCGGGAAUGAUGGCGGCCAUCGCAACCUACCCAACCGAAGUGAUCAAGACUCGGUUGAUCGUACAGAACCGACUGGACCCUCCCUACAAAGGCAUUCUUCAUGCUUUGUAUAUGAUUUACCACCAGGAAGGAGCCUCUGCACUCUAUCGGGGUGUUUCAUUGUCAGUAUUAGGUGCAAUCCCGUUUUCCGUUGGUUCCUUCCUUGUUUACACUCACCUGGAUGAACUUUGGGGUCAACCCAGCCUCCCUUUCACGCCGAUGCAAAACUUCUUCAACGGCUGUCUGGCCACUGCGGUGGCCCAAACUUUCUCUUUCCCCUUUGAAACCGUCAAGAGGAAAAUACAGGCUCAGAGCCCUCGCCUCCCUGGUUCUGGAGGGGUUGAUGUCUCUUUUACCGGCGUGAUCGAUUGUUUUAAACAGACGGUAAAAACCAAAGGAGUCCUGGCACUCUGGAAUGGACUAACUGCCAAUUUACUCAGGGUAGUCCUUGACUUACAGCCAUUCAUUUAGUGACCGUUUGACUCCUAUUUAUGACAGUUGAGGUGUCCUAGGACCUAGGGGCUCACAUGAGCACCGGGGGUCGGUUUCACAUAUUGUUGCCACCGGUUCGCCGUGUGCGCGCACGUUCGCUUCGCUCGCACUCACGCACCUUCUCUUAUGCCCCCGGCCUUCCGUGUGCUUGCUGCGCACGCACACACCUUCUGCAUGUGCACCCAGCCUUCUGUGCAUGAACUUUGCUUGCGCGCACGCCUUCCACGAAUGCUUCCAUCCUCGAAAACAUGGCUAAAUAAGACUGCAUUACGUCCGCCGCUACCAGUUCGCUCAAACCUGUUCGAACCGGCUGAAUACCAUCUCUGGUGAACACCUUUUGCCAACUUUUGAUGAGCACUGGGGAAAAAGAGAGAGACUUAUGACCGUUUUUCACACUUAAUGACCGUUGCAACAUCCCCAUGAUCAUGCGAUCAGAAUUCAGAUGCUUGUCAACCGGCUCACAUUUAUUGACGGUUGCAGCGUCCCAGGAUCCCCGGAUCUCCUUUUGCGACCUUCUGACAAACAACGUCAAUGGGGGAAGCCAGAUUCACUUAACAACCAGGUUACUAAUUUAACAACUGCAGUGAUUUGCUCAAUACUGGGGCUAAAACGUUUGUUAAAAUGGGGGGGGGGGAAUUCACUUAACUCUCUUGCUUAGCCACGGGCUCAAUUAUGGUCAUAAGUCAAGGAUACCUGUGCUGUCUUAUCUUCUUUUCAGUUGCUGUGUUUUGUUUUUUCAAUCGAAAUGCAAUUAUGUUAUACAGCUUAACCAAAGAGACUAUUUUUGCAACAGUAUCAAUAUAUAUAUAUAUACUUUUCUUUUUUAAUGUUUAAACAGACACAACUGAAACAAAAUAUCUUUAAAAAAAAUAAAAGCAAGUUUAUAAAGUCCCACCAGUUAAAAAUGUGUUGUGACUUGUUAAAAUUUGGUUCCAUCCGGGUAGACGCCUUUGUGUUCAUGCCACAAAAAACAGCUCCCCUCCAAUUCACGAAAUAAAAUAUUAAUGGAGGGAUCCAGGGGUGAAAUGCUCCCGGUUCGGACCGGAUCACCCGAUCCGGUAGCGAUGGCAGCGGGUGGUUCAGGGAACCGGUAGCAAAAAUCCCUGCCCCUACCCCCAUGCCCAGCUGAGC